AACUUGCAGCUCGGCUCAAGUGCAGACUGCAGUAAUUAAAUGCUACAAGCGUCUCGUGCUUACGUAGGACUGGGUGUAAAAAAUGUUCGUGAUAAGCGACGUCUUUGCAUAGGGUGAAGAUUUCACCGGUGUUUUAAAGCUUUCCUGAACGAUUGCCUGAUUUGGGAGAUCCAGUUAAUCCACGACGCGAAACCAUGGAAAGUUGAACGCAGGAUGUCAACUCUUCUUCAGUCGUCUGUCCACCCUUUUGGUUAGUGGUGCUGUUCAUGUGGCCCAUCAGUCACUUCUGUUAUUUCCUUCAUUUGUGAAAAGCCUGAAUCAAAGAAGGCAAAUAAGAAGAAGAAGAAUGGUUCAAGUGCCAAACCAGUGAUAUCUCAGGAUAAUUAAGUGAAUAAGAAAUAAAGAAACAGAAUAUCUUGCCCUCUUUCUUGUUCCACCCUCACUUCCACUAAUUUCACAGUAAACAAUCUACAAAAGUGCUUACUUGUUUGAUGUAAUUAUUUGUAGCAAUGGAUUUUCUGAAGAAGAAACUUGAAAAAAUCUUAAAGAAACUGGGACACUAUCAAUUAAAACAGUUUUGGAAUAAGCUGGAAUCAUUUGAAAAAAAGCACAAAUGUAAGCAUAUUCCAUUAAGUAAACUGGAACGGGCUGAAAAAUCUGCUCAUCCUGCUGUAGAAAUUACUCAGCUUAUGGUUGGUCACUAUGGAGUAAAAGCUGAAGAUGUUGCUUUAGAUGUUUUAAAUGAAAUUGGAAGAAAGGACUUGGCUGUAAAAUUUAAAGAUAAUAAAGAAGAAAGCACUGUGCACUCAAAAAGAAAAAUGACUGAUUACAGCAAACAGUACAAGGAAGAAAUAAAAGAUAAUCUUGUAAAAAUAAGAGAAUAUAACAGCCUACCAGGGGAAACAGUGGAUUUCAAUGCUCGAUAUACAAAGCUAAUACUUGUGAAAAAGAAUCAACAAGUAGAAGAGAAGAAGAUGGAAUUGGAAGCAAAAGGAAAAACACACACACAUUUGAUGGAAAAGCACAGAGACUCUAGUAUUAAUAUUGAGCAUCUCUUCUCUGCAAUUGAAAAUGAAAGAAAAGAGCCAAAGACUGUGGUCAUUCAAGGCCCAUCAGGAAUUGGGAAAUCUUUCACAGUACACAAAAUCAUGCUCGACUGGGCCUCGGGUAAACUCUUCCCUGAUCGUUUUAGAUAUGUGUUUCACUUGUGCUGCAGAGAACUGCGAAUUUGGGAAAACAAUAGCUUGGAAGACUUGAUUAUGCAGUGCUCUGACACUUUAAAGCCAGCCAUACAGGAGAUACAGUCUGACCCCAAAAGCGUCUUGUUCAUUUUUGAUGGCUUUGAUGAGCUCAAACUUUUUCCAGAAGAUGGUGAGAGCAAAGAUGGCAAGAAUGUGGCUACAAGUGUGGUGAUCAAAUUGUUGAGAAAAAACAUCCUGCGUGAGGCCUCACUGUUAAUUACAACGCGUCCUACUGCUUUACAUGUACUUGAGAAAAUAGUGACAAUUGAGCGUUGUGUAGAAGUUGUAGGGUUUUUAGAAGAGGAAAUUAAAGACUAUUUUAUAAAAAGUUUCCAAAAUGAGAAAGAAGCCAUCAGUGCAUUUAAUAUAAUAGAAGAAAAUAAAGUAGUGCUGUCAAUGUGUUUUGUUCCCAUUUUCUGUUGGAUUGUCUGUUCAAUUAUGAAAACAGGUGGACAAAACUCUGAACAGAUCAUGAAAAACAUGCAGACAGAUUCUCAAGUAAUGUUACAUUUUAUAAACCAUUUGCUGGAACAUCAUUGUAUGAGUAGCACAUCUGGGAAAACAGAAUUUCUCCAGAAAGUCAAUAAAUUGGCAUUCUUUGGAAUCAGAGAGGAAAAGAGAGUGUUCACAGAAAAAGACUUGAGCAUGUGUUCUAUAAAUACAGAUAACAAUGAAACCACGUUUUUUAGCAAGCUGUUUUUUAAGGCAGAUGCUCGGAGACAUGUGUUAUACCAUUUUUUACAUUUAACAGUCCAAGAGCUUUUUGCAGCAAUCUAUUGUGUUUCUCGCUCAUCAAACGAGGAGAUAGAACAACUUUUAAAUGACUCCUUAGACACAAAGAAUCAGAGUCUCAUCCAUGUUGUACGCUUCAUAUUUGGUCUCAGUAGUGUGAAGUCACAAGAAAUAAUGGAAGAUGGUUGUCAAAUAAUGUCAAAUAACCUGAGGAUUCACCUUCACAACUGGUUUCCAAAAGCAGUAAUGUCCUUCAGGGAUAAUCCCCCUUUUCUCUUGCAGUUAUUAUACUGCUUGUAUGAGAUCCAGGAUGCACAAUUUGCUGCAUAUGCAAUGACAGUCCUUUCUCAGCUCAAUUUUAGGAGAUAUACUCUAAAUAUAAUUGACUGCACUGUGAUUAAAUACUGCAUUGAACAUACUGACUCACUGGAGCAGCUUGAUCUUUGUUGUUGCAACUUGGAAGAGAAAGAAAUAAAGAUAUUAUGGAAAGUUAUUUUUAAAAGCCAGGAUAUAAGGAUAAGUGUAAAAAAUAUGAAAAAAGAUGCUGUAGAAGAUUUCUGCAGAAUUAUCUCUGCACAAAAAAUGUAUAAUAACCUGCAACUUUAUGUUGACAAAACAACACAUAUGUAUAAUUUUCUUCUACAAGCAAACAAGAGUGAUGUCGAGACAAGUAUUUCAGUCUGUGAUGUGUCUGCAUCCUGCCUAAUCCACCUUUUCAACAAAAUAAUACCAAAGUAUAAACCUGCCUAUAUUCAAGUUUCUGGUGAGAUUGAUAGUAUAGCAGUGGAUACCUUUACUACACUCCUGAAAAGCGAAGACUAUACACCUAAGCACCUGAGCAUAAAAACCAAACUCUUGAAUGAAGCUUCAGCAAAAUGCACCUGCAAUCAUCUGUCCUCCUGUUACAAAGUCAACUUUGCAAAAUGGGAGUUAUCAAGAGAUCAUGAAAACUGGAUUACCCUAGAAUAUGAAACUGGAAUAUACAAACCAAGUGUAUAUUUUCUCAUACAUACAAAUGAAAUGAUUUUUGGCCUUAGUAGUAGAACUGAGGAGAUGUGGGAGGAAUAUGACAACAAAGAAGGUCAUAAGUUUUCAGUUUCUGGUCUUUCAGAAUUAUCUACGCUGUGCAUCUGUAAAAUGAUAAUCCCAAAAUGUAAACCUUCAGACAUUCAACUGUCAGGUGAGAUUGGAGAAGAGACAGUGAAAUCUGUCAUUGAUAUACUGAAAACUGAAAAGUACACUCCCAAAAACCUGAGAUUAGAGAGCAAGAACAUGUCUGAGGCUUCAGUGAAGGACGUCUGCUGCAUUGAGUUUAAAGACAACUUCAUUAAACAAAAUAUGUGGCAGUUAUCUCAAAAUGAAGAAGAUGAUAUAAUACUUUGCUAUUAUGGUGGUGGUUCAUGGUUAAGUAUUACAGUCUCUGGUGUUUGCACUUAUAAUUUGAAGAACAUCUGCAAAAUAGCAAUUUCAAACUUUAAGCCUGAAGCAGUUGUACUGAAUGGUGAACCAAAUGAACAAAUUGUAGCAAUUAUCAUGGAAAUAAUGAGAAAUACUGAUCUCACCCUCAAACAUCUGAGGAUAAAGAAUAGUAAUCUAAGUCAUGAAUCAGCAGAAAGAAUCUGGAACAUUUUGGCAGAAGAAAUCAAAAUGAAAAAUGUUAACUGGGAACUGGAGUCAGGGAAUCAUAAAAGUGGAUUUUCCCUGAAAUAUAACAUUGAGCAGUCUGAAUCCAGCUUUUCUGUUGAUAACAUCAAUGAAUUUAAAAUAUCAAACAUCUGCAAAAUAAUAAUUGCAAAAUUCACACCUAUGAAUAUAGAAUUAUCUGGAGAGCUUGGUGAACAUACAAUAAAGUCUACAAUUGAAAUACUGUACUCUAAAGGAUAUGCUACUCAAAAUUUGAGGAUAAGAAGUAAAACUCUGGCUGAAGCUUCAGCAGAAAAUAUAUGUGUCAUUCUCCCUGUAGACAAUAAAAUUAAAAUUAUGAAAUGGGAAAUUAAUAAAGAUGGUAAAAUGUACUUUGAACUGGAACUUAAAAAUGCCAUUUCGGAAUCAAGGUUCUCAGUUUCUGGAUUCUCAGAAACUGUUAUGGUAGGUAUCUGCAAAAUAAUAAUUCCAAAACACAAGCCUUCAGAGAUAAACAUUUCUGGGGAGUUUGGACAAGAUUCAAUAAAAUCAGUAACUGAAAUAUUGAAAAACACAGAUUAUGUUCCACAGCACCUAAGUAUACAUGGUUUCAGUCUAAGUGAAACAUCAGCAGAAAAUAUCUGCAGCCUCCUGUUUUUAGGCACAGAAGGGAAAAACAUGAGCUGGAAAUUUUCCCCACUGGAAGAAUCUGAUUAUAAAUUAAACCAUGCUGAAACGUGGAACACACUAAAAUGUAAAGUGAAUGGUUGUGAAACAAGCUUCUCAUUUUGUCAGAAAUCAGAAUGUAAUGUAAUAAAUAUCUGCAAAACAAUAAUCCCAAAAUAUAAACCUUCAGAAAUUAGACUAACUGGUGAGUUUGAUGAGGAGAUAUUGAAGUCUGUCAUCACAGUCUUUAAAGAUGAAGACUAUAGUCCUGAUUACCUGAGAUUAGUAAUCUGGAAUCUGCCUGAAACAUCAGCUAAACAUAUUGCUACCAUUUUAACUACAGAGAUAACACAGAGGAAUAAUAGCUGGGAGUUAAUAGGAUUUCGUUCAUUAAACCUUACUUAUUUUAACAUUGAUAGUGAUCAUGAUGAUUUUAUUACUGAACGAACUGUCACACUCAAGUAUGAAGCAGGUGGUGCUGAAUCAAGGUUGUCGUUCUCUGAUCUGAAUGAACAGAAUAUGACAAAUCUCUGUAAAAUAAUAGUCCCAAAAAAUAAACCUGCAGAUUUCAGUCUAUGUGGUGAAUUUGGUGAAGAAACAGUAAAAUCAUUUUUUGAAAUUCUGAAAAAUGAAGAUUACACUCCUAAAAAUGUCAGAUUACAGAUCCGGAACCUAACUGAAGUAUCAGUAGAAAAUAUCUACACAUUUUUGCAUACAGAUAAAAUGAAAUAUGUAAGCUGGAAAUUAUAUGAAGAUUAUAGCAAAUUUGAUGAAGAUUUUCUGUUUGAUGAGGAAAACCUGAUUAUACUUGAAUAUAAAGCUGAAUGUUCUGAGACAAGUUUAUCAGUCUUUAGCAGGUAUCCACCAGAGGUAAUGGAAAACUGCCAAAACAAAAUAAUUAAAUAUAGACCCCAAAACAUCAUUCUUUGUGGAGCACUUGGUGAAAAGACAUCUAAAGAUUUUCUUCAAAUUCUAAAGAAUGAAAACCACACUCCAAAAUACCUAAGCAUAGGCUGCAGUAUUCUAAAUAAUGCAAAACAGCAAAAUAUAUGCACUUUCCUGACAUCAGAAAAUGAAAUGAAAACUAUGAGCUGGGAAUUAUAUCACCGUGUUGGUGAUGAGGAUGGUUAUGACAAGAUAAGCAGGAUUUUCCUGAGACAGGAAGAUGAUGGUUCUUCAAUAAGACUUUUGCUCUCUGAUAUCUCUGAAUAUAUUCUUUUGGGAGUAUCUAAAAUGAUAAUACCAACAUAUAAACCUACAGAGAUAAAUGUGUCUGGAGUGUUUGGUGAAGAGUCAAUAAUUGACUUUAUUGACUUGUUAAAAAAUCAAGAUUACAUGCCAAAAUGUCUGCGGAUAAAGACUGACAGUCUGACUGCAGCUUCAACAGAAAACAUCUGUGCCAGUUUGUCUGCCUACAAAGAAAUGAAAUCUCCAAACAGAUGCUCGCAACCAGAAGCUAAAGAUGCAAGCAUUAAUGCUUAAAGGAGAUUCCAGCCUUUGGAACCAGUGCCACCUCUGGAUGUUUCAUUGUUGAGUUAACCAUUCCAGUAGCAUGAAGGCUAUGGUUAAAAAAAAUGUACAUUAACCAAAAAUAAUUUAGAAUUUCGACUUGACUCAACACCAAAAUUGCUUGUAUUUGGUCAAGUUUCAGCAGAGAAGGACAACAUGAAAGAGCAUGACAGACUGUGCCUCACACACACACACACGAUACUUGCCCAAGGAAGAUCAAUUCACUACAAAAAGACACUUUUAAUUUUAAAUCUCAUAAAAUGACAAACCAAGAUGCACUUUUUUUAUUUACUUUAUUUUAUAUUUACAUAAUUUUUAAUUUUUUUACUAUUUACGUCUAAGAUUUCUUUAGAGGUGUGCUUUACUUUAUUAUGCAUUUCAAUCCCUAAAUCAAUUAUUUCUUUCUCUUGUUUCACUUUAAUUAGUAUAAUGAGUGCAUUCUUUAUAAAAUGUGUAUAUGCUAUAGUUUUUGUUUAUGGUGCUUUUACGAUUUCGUAUUUGUAAUAUACACAAUAUCUGUAUGUAAUUUGAUUGUUUGGUGGUUAAUAUAGUUAUGGUAAAGAGCUUUAUGAUUAAAUUCUACCAAAUGGGGUA
Polypterus senegalus (gray bichir) is the source of this 6365-nucleotide messenger RNA. RefSeq lists its product as uncharacterized. NCBI's taxonomy places the organism in Eukaryota, Metazoa, Chordata, Cladistia, Polypteriformes, Polypteridae. The transcript is spliced from 26 exons. The record is from RefSeq and is a predicted model, not a curated record. Gene Ontology annotation, cellular component: cytoplasm. The coding region runs from base 510 to 5744 and encodes 1744 amino acids.